CUUAAUUCGGCAAGCUAUAGUUUCCUAAAAGAGCCUAAGAACAUAAAGCAAAAGUCUUAUAUCUAGUUCGGCUUUCAGUUUUCGAUAUUCAAAGUAAACCAUCCGAGUGUCUGUAUGAAAAACGUGAAAAACGGUAAAGCCAAUUAAUACAUUUGGACUUAGUCUUAGGAAUAGUUUGAUAAUCUGUGAUUUGCACUCGUACAAAAAUCGGAACGGAAACUGAAACGUGUAUGACAUGUGUGGCUUCCCCUUUCCGAUCCGAUUAUUUGGUCAUCGACGGAAGGUUCUCUCUGAUCGGAGUCGGAUCGAAUAGAUGUGACUCGGCCUUUACUGACGAGUCCAAUAGGUAGGCCCGGGACGAAACGCAUGGUGCUUCAACGCGCGCCAUACACAGAACAUACUCCAGGGGAUAUUUUGUGGAGUUCCAUUUGAAUCGAAACGCCACAGAUAUUAUACGGUGAGAUAUAGGUGGCGUUUCGGUUGGAGCUGCUAGUUGAGAAGUGGCGGCUAGAGUUCGCCACAGUUCUAUGGCUCUAACCGCAUUUUUAGUAUACACAACAUCGUGUUUUAGUGUGCGCUUUAAGGAUCCGAAAUGGGGCUCACAAAAGACUAUUUGCGUUACGUGCCUGCGGGCAACUUCAACAUUAUAAGCAGUGCCAAUUGCAACGUGGUUUUCCUCACGCUGCAGGGCCAAAUUGGGCGGUUUGUCGCCGUAGGAGCUGCAGAGCACAUUUUGAUUUGGGACCUGAGAUUAGGAGAGAAGGCCCAGGUUUUGCCAGGGGAAAAAGCCGUAGUAACGGCAUUGUGUGCCAGCCCGAACAACCGGCACUUGGCAGCAGGAUAUUCGGAUGGAAAUGUGCAGAUCUAUGACCUGAAAACCGUUGAAGUGGUCAGUGUAUUUUCGGGACAUCGCUCCGAAGUCACGACCUUAAUGUACGACAAUCAGGGGCAUAGACUGGCCUCAGGAAGCCGGGACACAGACGUUAUAGUAUGGGACAUAGUGACAGAAAGCGGCUUGUGCAGGUUACAAGGCCACAAGGGCCCCAUAACCAAAGUGACCUUCAUGGACAAGCAAGACGUGCUCAUUUCCAGCUCAAAGGACACUUUUGUGAAGUUCUGGGACUUGAGUACGCAGCACUGUUUUAAAACCUUGACUGGCCAUAGAACGGAGGUUUGGGGAUUUGCGCUUAUGAAAAACGACGAAUACUUGGUGACGGGCUGUGGGGACUAUGAGCUACGCGUUUUCAAGCUAACCACGCGCGACUUGUACAACGAAAGUAUUGACCCUUUAGAGCAUAUGACUGCCACCCUGGAGCUGGUCACUUUAGAGGAAGGAGAUGAUUCUACUACACACCCACUUCAAUGCAUCAAGGCGGGUUCAGUCUUCAGAGGCUCCAAGAGUCGAGUAGUUGCUCUAACGAGCGACUCAACUGGCCAAGUUCUCGGAUGCCACGGCACUGAUAAGAUGGUCGAGUUGUUCUAUUUCUGCACCGAAGAUGAGGCUCAAUUGCGCCAGAAGAAGCGACUGAAAAAGCAGCGCAAGAAGAACAAACAGGGAGCGCCAGAGGAACUUGAGGCAAAUACGGGUCUGGCUGAUCAAAUCAAGCGCCUCAAACCAAUCAAAGCAUCAGGCCCGACCACUAACUUGGACUUGGUGUUGGGGAACGGUGGCGAACUGAGAGUCGCCCUGAACUAUCGCGACAACUGCGUAAAACUUUUCACUCUGAUGACUUCAGUAAAGGACGCCGAACCCAACUGCUUAAGGGAAAUUGUCAAGAAAGGCCAUCACUCUCAGGUCCGAGCUGUGGCCUUCAGCAGCGAUAAUCUGGCCAUUGUGUCUGGAAGCGACGAUACCCUGCGAAUGUGGAACAGACCCUCGCAAACAUGUUUGCGUACUAUAGAUGUUGGAUUUGUUCAAUCAGUGGUUUUUGUACCUGGAGAUCGACACGUUUUGGCAGGCUUAAGAGACGGCAAGCUUGUUAUCGUCGAUGUGGCGGCCGGAGACGUUUUGGAGGAAAUAGUCGCUCACAGCAAAGACUUGCGAACCAUCUGCCUUACCCCCGACUUGAGAGGAUGCGUGACUGGCGGCGGCGACCAAACAGUGAAAUUUUGGCAAUUUGAACUGAUCGUGGACCAACAAAGCGAAUCCAAAGUGAAAGUUCUCUCGCUAGUCCACAACCGGACUCUUAAACUAGAGGAAGGUGUUCUCUGCGUGAAACUUUCGCCAGACUCCAAGUUUAUCGCGGUUGCCCUGUUGGAUUCCACAGUGAAAAUAUUCUUCUCCGACUCUUUCAAGUUUUACCUGUCUUUGUAUGGCCACAAAAUGCCGGUUUACUGCAUGGACAUUUCAAGCGACUCCCGACUGAUCGCCACUGGCUCGGGCGACAGAAACAUCAAAAUUUGGGGCAUGGAUUUCGGCGACUGCCACAAAAGCAUUUUCGCUCAUGACGAUUCUGUUAUGGGCCUGCAGUUCGUGCCAAACACCCACUAUUUCUUCACAUGCGGAAAGGAUGGCUCUAUUAAGGAAUGGGACGCGGAUAAGUACCACAAAAUCGUCACUGUGCAGGGGCAUGCAGGCGAGGCGCAUUCCUUGGCAGUAAGCCCCAAUGGUCAGUAUGUGGUCUCUUGCGGCUCGGACAAAGUCCUGCGGUUGUACGAACGCUCCGAUCAACUAGUGGUUCUGCAGGAUGAGCAGGAAGAAGAGCGGGAACAGCAGGAGGAGGCAGUGGCGGAAAAGACUGUAGUGCCUGGACACUCAGCACUGAAUCUGCCCAGCAAGCGGACCAUCGGCAGCGAAAGAGCUGCGGAAAGUAUCCUGGAAUGUUUGGAAGUCAGUGAAAAGUAUCAAGAAGAACUAGAUGAACACGCGGCGCUGCAAGCGGGGUCUUCUAAACCGCUUCCUGUUCCGGCGAUUCCACUUUUGAUGCAGGCUUUCAAUGUUAAAACCCCUGAAGACUUUCUACUGGAGACUAUUAAGCGAAUCCGAGCUAGCGACCUCGAAGAGGGCUUGCUGAUUCUCCCAUUCGUCCACGUCUGCAAAGUGCUCACAAUGCUACCCGCUUUAAUCGCCAGAGGCGACUGCAUAGAGAUGGGCUGCAAAGUUGCUCUUUUCCUAAUGAGGCUUCAUCACGCCCCAUUAGUGGCCAACAAACUGCUCCUUCCCACUUUGGAGCUGCUGGAAAAAACGAUGAAGGAGAAAGUGGGAGAACUCAGGGACUUAGUGGGAUAUAAUAUGGUUGGGCUAUUGUCGGUGCAAGGUGAGUUGGAAGCUCGGGAAGGGAUCCAGCUUUUCCGCGACGCGACAAGGGAGCAGAACGCCAAAAGGCGCAAGAAGCGAGAGAAGAUCAAAAGGACGAUCAUGGCUGUGAACACGAUAUAAAUAAAUCAAAAUUGAUAAA
Molecule: messenger RNA, 3398 nt
Organism: Dendroctonus ponderosae (mountain pine beetle)
Lineage: Eukaryota; Metazoa; Arthropoda; Insecta; Coleoptera; Curculionidae
Product: WD repeat-containing protein 3
Exons: 13
Coding region: 593-3379 (928 amino acids)
Biological process (GO): maturation of SSU-rRNA
Cellular component (GO): Pwp2p-containing subcomplex of 90S preribosome; small-subunit processome
Molecular function (GO): protein binding; snoRNA binding
Source: RefSeq, a predicted model, not a curated record